AUGACGGAAAAGUCGCUCCUUCUGAAGUGUGACUUCGCUGGUCAUUACUUCAUGGUCGGCACCGACUUCCCCGCCGCACGCAUCUUCGACACGACGACCUCAUCCCUGGCCGCUGUUGUGGAGUUGCCGCUGCGCCGGCGCACAGUCUCGCUCGCUGCGCUGACACUGACGUCUGUCGCGAUUCGCCAAGCGGAGGAGAACGAAGCGCCAGCGUCAAGCGGGAAGGGAAGCUCGCUUGCCGAUCACCGCAGCGAGGCGCUUCUCGACAACAAGGUCGCCACAUAUUAUGCCGCCGUCGGCCUCAGCGACGGUACGGUGAUCCUGCACGAUGUUCGCCGCGACGUUCAGCUCGCCCAUGUGCAGGUGUCAGAGACGCAGCAGCCAAUCAUCUCGCUGCAGAUGUGUGGCGAGUACGCGUUCUGCUUGGCUGCCAACCACAUCCUGUACGUGGUGCACGUUCAGAACGCAACCUCAGGGCCGUGUCUUCGUCUGUGCGUGCAGCCCGAUGCGAGCUCGAUCGCGGUCACCACACUCACUGCUAUGGACACUGCAGCAAUGACGGCGGCCCGCACAGCAUCAAGCGCCACCGGCUCGCAUCGCGUCUUUCGCGUACUCGUCUCGGGGCCCACAAACGCGCUGUACGAGAUGCGUGCGCUGGCGAGCAAGAGCAGCUGCAGCGGUGCCAUGGCUGGCUCGGCUACCGCCAACACGGCAGUCGCGCGGCAGGUGCACGCCACGAAGCUGCUGACAUUUCCAUCGCAGGGAACGAGUGCCGAGUUUGCAUGGGUGAGCAGCGUGGCCCCGUCAGCUCAGCCUGCUGGUGGCGGUGGUGUGUCAGGCACGCCCGUCUCUCUGCCGGCCAUCACGGCCAGUGCGCAGGAUGGUGUUGUGCGCGUCUGGGACGUGCGGUACACGCCGCCGCCCUCCUCUGCCGCUGCCUCACUCCUCACCACCGGUCUUGACAGCGUCGCUGCAUCGUCGUCGGCAGUGGUGGCGCGGUGCCGUCGAACGCUUCUGUGCGGACAGCGCAUCCUCAACGUAUCCGUGCUGCCAGAUACGGCCAACGGCAGCCGUAAGGGCAACUACGUCAUGGUGACGACCCUGACCGGUUCGGUGCUUCUCUGGAGCCUCGGUGACGCUCUGCUGCCGCCAGUUGUGGAGCCGGUGCCGCUGAAGCCGGAUGUGGUGCUCGUGUCUGCGGUGGCAGCUGGUCGGCUCCUCUUCGGUGCGCUGCGGCCGGCGUCUGGAGCACCCAGCCACGCCGCCGCAUCAGACAGCCCGCUGCGUUCGCUGGAGAUGACCCUGUUGCGCGGUCGCUUCGCUCUGCCCCUGUUUGAAACCAAGAACGUUGGCGACGCCGUGGAGGAGGCCUCGUCCGCAGCUGCCGCAGCGCCGCCGGAGUUGGCAGCCACCACGGACGCGACCGUCGGAGCCCGCACGAAGGCGAGGGCGGCGAAAGCGAAUGCUGUCGACGCGCGACGCACGGCCCUCGCCACCCUCGCCCUCGGCGUGGCCGGCACGAAUGCGAGCGUCGCCACCGUCGUGGAGCUGCCGCUGAACGCGACGCACGCCUCGCUGCUGGCAGACCAGCGCGACGCGGAGUACCUUCUCCAGCACACCACCGACGCGGCUACGAGCGCCUUCGUCGUGAUGGACACCGUCUGGGCAGCGCACCAGCAGCAGGUUGCCGCAAAGGCGAGCCAGUACAUGACGGACGCGUUCAAGGCACCGCAGCUAUACCACGCCAAGUCCAUUCAGGACCUGCCAGUGAAGCAGCACACACUCGAGCAGCGGCUGCAGCAGGUGGCCCGUGAAGAGGCGGCCGCCGCGCUGCGGCGGAGGCAACUCGCCACCGGCAGUGCAGCAGCCGCCGAGGGAGCAAGCGGCACCGACGAUGCCCUCGAGCAGCGCCAGGGAGGCGACACCAAGGCCGGUCGCAGUGUCAUCUCACACCACGCCCUCGGCCUCGCUACCGUGCCUCUGUAUCAGGCGCUGCACGCGAAUGACACGUCGGCUGUGAUGGACCUGUUAAGCAUGUCUGCUCGGUCCGCCGAGGGCAUGCGGGCGACGGUGCUUUCCCUGCAGCUUCCGUACUGCCUGCAGCUGCUGCAUGUCAUCUCGGAGCGCUUGGGGCUGUGCAGUAAGGCGGUCGAGAAGGUCACGGCAGCGUCGCAGUUCGGCGCGGGUGACGGUGCAGAGUCAACGACCGCGUAUACUACGGCUGAGCAGGACGGUCACGCCGCCGGCACCGUGAGCGGCAGCGCGACGGCCGACGCAGCGGCGCAGUCAGCAGACGCCUAUGGUGGCAAGGGCAGCGGUGCCGCGCUGCGAGGGGGCGUGGCAGCCUUCUCGAUUCGCUCUUCUCUUCUCGAGUGGAUCGACGCCAUUGUGCACUACCGCGGCAGCGAGCUGCUGGCGGUGCAGCGCGAUUGGGACGCGCGGGAGGCAGCCGGUCGUGCGAGCGAGGCGACACCCCCGAUGGUGGCCUCUCCUCCCAAGGACUUCCUAGCCCCCAUCCUGCACCACUACGAAAGCUUGUGCAGCCAAUACGACAAGCUGGCUGUCCUGUAUGGGCGACUGUCGAUCUUCAAGUCUGUCCGGCCUUCACAGAAGAAUGAGUUCCUGAACAUUCCCCGGAAGUCGCUAUCCUCCAAUGUGGAGAUGGGGCGUCCAGUGCCAGCCGUCAACGGCGGCCUCACCACUAGCAGCGACUCCAGCAAGCGACGCCUGCACCUCACCGGGCGGAGCAGCGUCGUCGAUGACGACAUCCUCUUCCCUGUAAUGUUCAAGGAGUCGCGCUCGCGGUCUGGCCAUCGGGUGGUGCGCGUCCGCAGCAAGCUCGAGAUAGAGAAGAAGCGGCGGCAGCGCGAGAGCAAGGGCGUGGCGUUGCAGAAGCGUGCCCGCGCGCUGGCGCGGGAGCAGCUGCGGAGCACCAAGGCUGCACACAGCAUCCUCGACGACAACAGCGGCAUGAAGCGCGGCGGCCUUGGUGUCAUGGACCAGAUCAUGAUGGCCGAGAUGGCGGGCAAAGACGGCGAGAUGGACCUGGACGCGCUGGAGGCGAUGGACCUUGCUGACGAUGCGAGCGACGCGAAUAUGCCGAGCGACGUCUCCUUCGACAGCGAAGCGGACGAAGAAGGUGAGGACUGCAGUGGGGAGGAGGCGGAGAGUGCGACUGCCGCUCGUGGCAAGAGCAAGAAAACCCGCAGGGAAGCCGUCGUCGCGGACGAAAUGCUGGCCGACGCUGGGGAUGAAGAGAGUGACGACGACCAAGACAAGGACGACGACGCGGCCCUUGACAGCAGCGAGGCUGAGUUCUCUUCGGGCAGCGAUGACGACGUUGGCUCGGACUCCCUGGAUGGCGGCGAUGAAGAGAGUGAUGCUGAAGACGACGAUGACGAUGACGAGGCGCAAGAGAGCAGUGACGAUGACAAGACGCAGGCGUCUGACGCACUCGAUGACGAGGACGAGGACGAUGAAAUGGGCGAGGACAUGCAGGAGCUGCUGAACCGGCAUGAGGACGAUGCGGAUCGCUCAGAGCGUCGAAAAGCCAAGAAGGUGCGCACUGACUAA
Leishmania major strain Friedlin is the source of this 3573-nucleotide messenger RNA. RefSeq lists its product as hypothetical. The transcript has a single exon. Bases 1 to 3573 code for a protein of 1190 amino acids. Gene Ontology annotation, biological process: maturation of SSU-rRNA from tricistronic rRNA transcript (SSU-rRNA, 5.8S rRNA, LSU-rRNA). The record is from RefSeq and is a predicted model, not a curated record. Gene Ontology annotation, cellular component: nucleolus. Gene Ontology annotation, molecular function: protein binding. Lineage: Eukaryota; Euglenozoa; Kinetoplastea; Trypanosomatida; Trypanosomatidae.